CGUGCUUCGGGCGGCCACUCGCGUCACGGAAUAGCGUUUAAUAUCGUUAAAGAUAAAAAAAUAAAAAUAAGACUAGUUAAACAACAAACUUUAUCCGUAUAAACGUCACAUUAUUUGAUACUAUAAGUGUGAAAUGUCAAAAGGUCAACAACAUUGAACAUUGAGAAUUAUUACUAAAUCACUUUUUAGUUGUCGAACGAAACAAUCAAGUUAGCGGCAAAAAUUCUUUUUUUUUUUUUUUUUUCGUUCUAAAUUCCGGAUUUUUCAAGCUUGAGCAUUAAGAUUCAGUUUCAUUUUAAGCUUUUUCGAACAAUCGAUUUGUUUAUUGUAGCAGAGUUGCGGAAUCAGAGUAUUAAUUACGUGUGCAAGUAACUAUUAUAUUAUUUAAACAAUGAUGAUAGUAUUUAAAAAAGUUGUUGUGAUUUUACUGUUUUCUAUCGAAUUUUCGUGCAGCUCGAUGAUCGACCUGACACAGAAGUGGAUACCGAAUGCUGGUUGGGAAGUGAAUUGUCUGUGGACUCUAGUCGAGAACGACGAGCUGCAGUCGGUACGCCUCUACAAUAACGGGCAGCAAUUCUUUAUUUACAGGCCAGAGAUAAACGGCACAUCAAAAAGUGAAUACUACAGGACUAGGGCGUGGGACGUCAGGUGUCGUGAGACCUCCGAAAAGGGUGCAACAGGAGCGUGUGUAGUAUCGGCAGAACUAAUCAAGCCACCUCAGGAUUUCAACUUCACGUGUGAAGUCUCCGGCGAGAGACCUACCUUCAGGAUUGAAACGAAGAGCAUUCUUGUUUCAGCUUCUGUACCGCCUAGCGACGCACACAUCAGCGUUGCGACGAUGGACUCUGAAUCGGGCCGGGUCACCCUCAACUGUACGUCUAGCGGCCUGCCCUCGCCCACUCUUAUCUGGACCAUAGGAGCACAGAGGGUCCCUCCGGAUUUCUCGAGCAGCGCAUGGAACUAUACAACCAAGGUGUACGACGCGUGGUCCGCGGUGUCGUACUCGUGGGCGGACGCGGGUCUGCCGGCCACGUGCACGCCGGAGACGCACCGCCGCGGCCGCACCACCCCCGCCGCGCCCGCACAGUACAGCGGGGCCCGCGGAGGCGCAGGGGAGCGGGACCUAGUGGCGUUGGUGUUGGCGGUGGCGGCGCUGCUGUGAGCUGCGCGACUCAACGGCCGACUACUUAAUGAAACUACAAUUAGUUUACUCAAGUUUUAUUUUCAUUUCGUUUAACGAAUAAAUAAUUUCAAGCUGGAGUUACUCGCUUAUUAUUUAUCGACUUGUAUUCUUUUAUUCUGUACGAGUUCAAUAAUUGAUUUUAGACUAAGAUCCCGGGUGCCAGACUUAAACAUCUCAACAUAGCUUUGAAUCAAUGUAUUAUUUGUAACUAUUCAUCCACUACGCAUUAACCCCGAUCGUCCUACGGGCACGGCGCCGCGACGUCUCCAGUGUGCUUAGUGCGAGUUUUUCAACAUUCUCCAUAGCGCAAAAGUUAGCUCAUAUUUGUAUGGAGUGGGAUCGUUUGCCUACGUUUGCCGUUAGGGGCGCUGUUCCAACUGCAUACAAAAUUGGGUAACUUUUACGCUAUCGAGAACGUUAAAAAACUCGCACUAAGCACACAGGAAAUUAUUUGUUUGGCUCAUCAUCAUACAUUCGACACUUGGUGUGACGUCAGCCUGGUAGACCAAGGAUAGACAAGUUAAAGUUGAGUUCACUGUUCGAUCAGUAUUGUUGUAUCGCGCGUAAUGCUUUGUUCGCAAUG
Messenger RNA from Bombyx mandarina (wild silkworm), 1766 nucleotides. RefSeq lists its product as uncharacterized. NCBI's taxonomy places the organism in Eukaryota, Metazoa, Arthropoda, Insecta, Lepidoptera, Bombycidae. The record is from RefSeq and is a predicted model, not a curated record.